Cooperia oncophora is the source of this 534-nucleotide messenger RNA. The record is from the annotation of a GenBank genome assembly. NCBI's taxonomy places the organism in Eukaryota, Metazoa, Nematoda, Chromadorea, Rhabditida, Trichostrongylidae.
AUGGCAUCUGGUCGCGGAUCAGUGCGAGGAAGGAUCAGAGGACAUAAUGUUGCUUCACGUCGUGCCACAGUGAUGCGAUCGCAGCCGGUCUACGAAAUACUUGAUCCUGUCGAGACGGAAUUUGAGGACUACUUGCCGGUGACUGCCCCAGUUCGCCGUCUUGGCCCACCUGUACGUUAUAGGCGUCCUAUUGAAGAGCGGAUAACUCUUCCACCUGCACCUCAGGUGGUUUAUGUACCGAUACCGGUUUCACGCAAUCAAAGAAGAGCGAGGGGCCCAAGAAGUAACAGCGGUCGUGGAGUACAGCAGAAUCAAGGGCAGCGAAAUAAUGUUCGAGGCGUCGUGAACCAUCCAUAUUUCAAAAAUCGUCCAGCAGGCAUCGCUAGCCGCGGUGGUCGAGGUGGCCAAGUACGUGGUAGAGCAGCACCCAGAAAAAAUCGCUUCGCGCCCCCACCGAAGAAGUCCUUGAGUCAGUUGGACCGUGAACUGGAAGAUUACAUGAGGAAGUCGAAGCACCCGAAAAUUGUCAUCUAA